This is a messenger RNA of Nomia melanderi (Alkali bee), 6481 nucleotides long. It is a transcript of the gene SppL, whose product is annotated as signal peptide peptidase-like protein. Gene Ontology annotation, biological process: membrane protein proteolysis. The record is from RefSeq and is a predicted model, not a curated record. Lineage: Eukaryota; Metazoa; Arthropoda; Insecta; Hymenoptera; Halictidae. Gene Ontology annotation, cellular component: cytoplasmic side of endoplasmic reticulum membrane; lumenal side of endoplasmic reticulum membrane; Golgi-associated vesicle membrane. Gene Ontology annotation, molecular function: aspartic endopeptidase activity, intramembrane cleaving.
GAGUCCCAUAAGCUUGCAAUAUCUAUCCCAUACCUCGUCUGUGGUUCUAUUUAUUGAACUUUUUUUUAUCUUAAAUGAAAUAAGAAAUAUAUAUAUGAAAAUGUCGAAGUUAAUAAGAACUAUGGUUGUCCUAAUUUUUUUAAUUUCAUUAUUUGUCGCAAGUAUUGUAGAUACAGAAAUUGAACAAAUGAACAUAUAAAAUAUAAUUAUUUGCAAUAUAUUGAAAACCUAUACAUCGUGGAGCAUAUAAAUCGAUGCUGACAACUUUGCUUCCUACGCUUUAAAAUUUGUACAAAUUGGAAGGCUGUUUUUUGGUUACAGAUAAGGAUUAUCAAGAAUCAAAAGUAAACAGUUGCCGUGUGAAACUGGCCUUUUCCUUACGUUACUUCUCACUAGUAGAAAACGAUUCGUGUGAAUAAGCAGUACCAAUCUAAUGAACAGAAUGAAGCUAUCGCCGAGAUUCAAAGAAAUAUUUCGAGAUGAACAAAAUGAAUAAAACGGAUCUACCAAACAUUAAUUCGUUAAGGCUAAUGUGUUUCGAACACCCAGUAGAGAAGCUUGAUGCAGGUCUGCGCCUGUCAACGAGCAGUUGACCUGUGUAUAGUUGACCGUGGUAUUUGACCGAUCGCGCGCUAAUAUACAUUUCUUUUGCGUGUGUCUUUCGUACAGUCCCGCAAAUUUUUCUUAAAUACACGACCGGCAUUCGUAUGUACGAAGUGAUGGAAGAAGUCGCAAAGGGCUCAGACUUCUGACCACCCAGAUGAGACUGCGUGGAUCACCAAAAUAUCAGGACAAUCUGGGGGGGUGACUGAAGUUCUGCAAGGCCUAAUUUUAUUGCUGACAAUGUUGAAUGCACAGCGUUACAGCGAUUACAGAUGAUCGCUGAUGUGGGUUAGAGUGAUCAGGAAGCACAUUAAAAUAGGACAUCUAAAUGUCUAAAGGUGUCCUAGUGCAGCAUUCUGUGCUUUGACCAGGCGUUUUUAAACAUGGCCAUGUAUCAAGUUGACUACCAGUGGGCUUAUACCAUAAUGGAUUCAUCUAGAAUAUCUACUUUCUUAAUAUCAAUUUUAUUGAUAGUCUAUGGCAGUUUCCGAUCUCUAAAUCUGGAACAAGAAGCUAGAGAAAGGGAAAGAGAAAAGGAACGUAGUAAUUUAUUGACUGGAAUACUGAGCAAUUGUAGCACAGCAAAUGCAGAUGGUGCUAAUGGGAGAGUUCAAACAUUGAAUACAAUGCACGCUCUCUGUCUACCUCUUGGUGCUUCCAUUUCUCUGCUCAUCAUGUUUUUCUUUUUUGAUAGCAUGCAGAUGCUUGUAACCAUCUGUACAGCUAUUGUAGCUACAGUUGCAUUGGCAUUUCUUUUACUGCCUAUGUGUCAGUACAUUAUUAGACCAUGCUCGGAUGGUAACAAAAUAUCGUUUGGUGUCUGUGGAAGGUUUACAGGUGCAGAAUUACUUUCAUUUUCUUUGAGUGUGAGUAUAGUAUGCAUCUGGGUCUUGACUGGACAUUGGCUACUCAUGGAUGCAAUGGGUAUGGGACUUUGCGUGGCAUUCAUUGCAUUCUUUCGAUUACCUAGUCUAAAGGUAUCCACCAUACUGCUAACGGGCCUGUUGAUUUACGAUGUCUUCUGGGUUUUCUUUUCAUCCUACAUAUUCAGCACAAAUGUUAUGGUUAAGGUAGCAACUAGAUCGGCAGAUAACCCAGUGAAUCUUGUGGCUAGAAGGUUGCAUUUGGGUGGUGUAGCAAGAGAAGCACCAAAACUUCCUUUACCUGGAAAAUUAGUCUUUCCAUCAAUGCACCAAGCAGGACAUUUUUCUAUGCUAGGUCUUGGUGAUGUUGUGAUGCCAGGUCUUUUGCUUUGUUUCGUUUUACGAUACGACGCAUACAAGAAAACACAACUGUUACCAGGUGGUUGUGAAACGGGAGUUCCACCUCCGCGUCACAUUAAUCGCAUUAGUUAUUUUCACUGUUCCCUGAUCGGAUAUUUUUUGGGUUUACUUACUGCUACUGUAAGCUCUGAGGUGUUUAAAGCUGCGCAGCCUGCCUUAUUGUACCUUGUGCCCUUUACCUUAUUGCCACUACUUACAAUGGCAUACCUAAAGGGUGACCUACGUCGAAUGUGGAGCGAACCGUUCAUAUCUCAACAACCUUCUAAGCAUAUGGAAGUUUGACAAGAGUCAAUGGGUUUGUGUAUAUUACACAUUAUGGGAAGAAAACUGUUUAUAUGAAUCCUGUUGUCAUUUAUCAUCAUAUCCUUAUUUUUAUCAAUGUCAUUUAAUGUAAGUAAUUCAUUUCUAUUGUGCAGUAUACAUCGCUUAACGCUACAGUGCAAAUUACGAUUUCGUGUUUAAAAAGCGAUAGAUGUAAUUUGCAGUGUAAUUAAAGGUUUAAUAUAUUUUAAACAUCUUUUAAUAUAUCGUCAAAAAUGCAAUAUUAACAGUGAAAAGCUCACCGUAUUAAAUUGGAAUGCAAAACAGUUUUUUAAAAACAUAUUUAGAAUACUAACUGUUACGAAUACAUUGUUAGUAUUCUUUUAUGUCUCACAUUCACGAUUGAGCAAAAAAUGGACUAUAUCUAAUAGAUAAAGUGAAUGAUAUCAAUUACUGUCUUACAAUUCAGUAAGUAUUCUAAACUAUGUCACAAAAUUCACUUAAAAAUGAAAAUGUCUUCUUUAGUUCUACAAUGAGAUUAUGGUGGUAACUUUUUUAUGGUCUCGAGAUUUCUAUUUUCUCUUCAGUUCUUUUUCUACAUUAAAUUAACAGCAUAUUUUACAUGUUAAUGAUUUUGCUCUAAUCCCAUUAUAAAUGUGUGUGAUACUCUGUGCAGAAAGUUUCUUUUUAAUUUAUUAUUCAAUGGAUAUCAGAAUAAUUGUAUGUUAUAUGUAGUUACAAAUAGAGUAAUUUGAUAAUUAUUCGAAGAUUUCCACGAAAAUCUAGUGAAUGUAUGUGUGUAGGUUGUGACUUUCUUUUACUUGGAGCUAGUAUCGAACAAAGCAUCCUUUAUGAAAACCUGUAUAUAAAUUUUCGUUUUUAUAAAUUUAAGGGUUAAAAUUUACAGUUUGUUAUUAGGAUUAAACAGCAAGCGUUUCACUUGCCAAAUGUCAUGCUAAUAUAGCGUGUCAUGACCGAGGUAAUUGAUAAUACAGUCUUAGAAAAGAUGAAAGUGGAAGUUGUAGAACUUCUAUCAUAAAACAAAAUAAUGAAAAUUGAAUUACAUACAUAUUUACGUCUUGAUUUUCAAGAACUAUCUCGUGAUAAGAAAAAGAGUUUAUUAUUGCAAAAUAGAGUUUUUAACUAAGCUCUUGCUAUGGAUAGGCAUCAGAAAGACUUUGUAUGUUUAUUUAAAAACAAGACUGAAAAUAAUAUUAUAUAAAAGCCAAUUUAUUGCAAGGUCAUUCAAAAUCAAUCAGUUUCUUCUGUUCUUCUAUUACUUUAUAGUGCUGUAGAUUGAUAUAGUAUAAUACAUAAUAUCAUAUUAUGCAAUGUGACACAAGUGAACACCAGUUGCUUUUGUAACAUUUGUAUAAUUUGUAGUAAACUUCCUGAAAAUUAGAGGCAAAGAUGGGUUAAUUAUAUAAUUCUUGUUUUUGUACUUUAUCAAUGAGGAUUAUGAAAAGAUUACAUAUAUAUAUAUAGACUGGAAUCUAUUUUACGAAUAAGAACGUUUGUUAGAACAUUAUUAUAUUUUUUAAUAUAAUCUGUUGUGCACCUAGAAUGAUAUAGUGGUAUUAGAGGCAAUAAAUCAUUGGAUGAACACACUAUCAAUUUAAAGUCAUUUUACUUGGACAUUUGUAUACUGACUUAGUGAAAUUCCAUGCAUAACACAGGUGAACAGGUAUCACAUCUGUAACCUUGUUACUCGUUUUAUGAACAAAAUAUUUUGUAAUUUGUUUGUCUUAAGUAUUUUAUUUUUUAUUUUGUAAUAUCAAAUGAUCGAUAAUAGAAAGUAUUAUACAAAAACUAAUUAUCUUGGACCAUCUCAAAUGUUUAUUUAUACACAGAUAUUUUUUUACUUAUGUUAAUACAGUUCAAACUAUUUAUAAUGAACUAUACAUACUUCAUAAAAUAAAAUACUGUUUUUGAUACGGUUUAAUUAGUUUUUGUAUAAGACUGUGACUGUUCUUUUUAAUAUUUGCUUACCUGUCCAUAGCACAAGCAGUUUGCUCUUAUUCAUUACGCGCCCUUUAGAAGACAGUUUUUAUGGGUAAAAAAAAAUACUUCACUUAUAAUAUAAGGACACAAGUGAUAAAGUAUAUUUUAAUUACUUCCGUUAUGAAAAAAGAAAAAAGACUUGAUCAUCCUCGACAUGGAGGAAUCUAAAUGCGUUUUAAUAGAUGUCGGAAAAUGGUUAAGAUUCAGUUUAUCGUUCAUUGUAAGGCCUCUUAUUUUCGAACAAAUCAACGUACGUUACAAUACAGGGUUCAUUCUACUGUGAUGUACGUUUUAACUUUCAUUUUUCCUUCCAUUGUACAUACUAUUAAACCCUAUACAUUAAUUUUAUAUUGUCAAAUAUGCGCCAAUCCUGUAAUCAAUCAUUCAAUUGAUUGUAUAAAAAUGACAAAUCAAUUUUUGUACAUUUAAAUUAAGUCGAGCGUUUUAAUUGGAACGAUUAGAGGUAUUGUGCAAUAUAUACUUUCGUUGUUACGAAAAGAUCUGGGAAAGACUAUUUUUCUUUUAGGAACAUGAUUGUAUUAUGCCUUUGUUUCAAUUACAAUUUUUCCUUUGAUUCAUAUCAUUUUUUUCCUUUUUGUACAAACAGAAAUUAAACUAUAAUAAUGUAGAAAAUACCAAUUGUAAGAUUAUACAACUUAGUUUAUGGUGAAAAUGAAAGGUGGAUCAAAUUAUAUAUAUUUUCUCUCUUAUAGAUUAAGUAAUGAGCCACACUUUAAUUAACAAGAGAGUCUUCAAGUCUGAGAAAAAGAAUAAUUUAUUUGACUAGGAUAACAAGUUCUGGAACGAAAGCAUGUAUAUAAAAGAAACUGAGUACUCGAUUGUCCUUCAGUUUUCCCACAAACUAAGUGACAAAAACCUAUUAUAUAUUUAGCGAUACGACGUAUGAUAAAAGCGGAGCAAACGGGGAAACACAUUUAAAGAAAAAUUGGGAAUUAAGUCGUAAAUAGAACAUAAUUAAAUGCUAAAUAUAAUAUAGCUAAUACACUAAGAGCACUUUGCUUGUACUGUUGCAAUUCUUGACUUGCAUGUGUACAGCUAUGUACAUUUUUAUAUAUAAUAAAACAUGAUCAUUUUCGCAUGGUCAUGUUAAAAAAAAAGUAAAGUUACUGAAUAAACUUAAUGUGUUCUUUUUCUAUCAUUUGUUUUACACAUGUAUACAUAUAUGUGCAUAUAUACAUAUAUAUAUAUAUAUAUAUUAACAAUGUACAUUGUUUUAAGUACAAUUUUUAUUUUCCAGUGGUUAUGAUAAUGUGAACAUAAAUGAAUGAUGUUACAGUCUGCUGUAUAUUUUAAGAACCAACAACAUAUUCAGUUCCUGCUCUAUAAUUUUGUGCAAUGUGAAAGAUGACAAAUUUUUUUACAGAAACUGAAGUUCUUAUACAAUACUGUGAAUUACACGCUGCUCUGUCCCAUUGUGACGUUAUCUAAAUUCCGUUUUAUGCUCUCUAAUUCGUUCAUGUCAGUCACAGAGGAUUCGCACUUAUAUACUACCAAUGAAUGAUAAAAAUGAACGGCGAAAGCUAUAAAGACUAUAAGAACUGGAAUCACUAUGAUGGUACUGGCAGUUGCAGCUGUGAAAGAGUAGUCCCAGAAUUUCACCCAGCAUAGUAUAGCUACUUCUACUAAAAAUAGAAACAAACCUAGCACCGUGGAAAACGCCCAGGCUAGCUCUAUAAAACCACGCAUUCUCUCAUGCGGGGAUUCCGUUACCAGUCGUGAUACCUGAAGUUUACUAAUGGCUUCGAUAUUGGGUAACAAAUAUGUGCUUAUCAUUAAAGCAAAGAUGUGUACUGAUACUAAGACGGUUGUGCAAACAGCGAACAUCACGAAUAGCCAUUCUGGUACCUGAUUGGGGUCGUUUAUUUGCAGUUCUACCAUAGCCACCUGAAAGUUGAAAAAGUACACCGAUACAGCAUCAAAUUUCAACGCUGAUUAAUAUGCGUAAUCAUUAUUGGUUUUGCAUAAUCGCCUUCACAAAUUGUAUACCGUCAUUUAACCGCCAUUGAUCACGGAGAUAUAUUUGACAAUGAAUUAUGUUACCGUCAGCGCAAGAUAUAUUGUUAAAGAAAGUGAUAUUUGUCUUACAUAAUCAAAGAUGAGGCUGAAGAUUACACAGAAUUGUCGUCCACGUCUAUUUAAUGAUUUUCAGGAAACGUUGUGUAAUCCUCAGCGGAUUUUCUGAUUAUACAAACAUAGAUUUCUUGGAAAAUUUGCUUGGUAAAGAAUUCACGACUACGACCAUUUUAAAUUUAUGCGACUAUGAGUAUUUCCCCGCAUACUCGGCAUGCUUCACGUGCUAUUGCUAUUUUAUA